Molecule: messenger RNA, 11485 nt
Organism: Drosophila innubila
Lineage: Eukaryota; Metazoa; Arthropoda; Insecta; Diptera; Drosophilidae
Gene: htt
Exons: 29
Coding region: 138-10988 (3616 amino acids)
Cellular component (GO): cytoplasm
Source: RefSeq, a predicted model, not a curated record
UGUUAGCUGCGCUCUCAGCAGCAAGAGGAAGCAUAAUAACAAAGAAAAAAUUCGCAAGCCAAUUUCAUAUAAACACGAUUGCAAAUAAACAAAAUGUGAUAAUCGUAUAAUUUUUGAAAAACAGUUAAUACAACAAAAUGGACAAGUCCAGUGUGUACGAGAAAUUCACUAGCCAAGUGGACCAACUGCGUAACACGGAAUGCAGUCAAAAGCAAAAGAUUGCCUGCUUCCAGCAGAUAGCCGAGUGCAUUAUGUCACCCGCCUUGGCUGCCCACAUCAAUUAUGCAGCACAUUGUGGCACUGCCACAAAUGUGUUGUUGCUAUUCUGCGAGGACUUUGAUUCGGUGGUAAGGAUGAGCGCCGAGGAGAAUCUUAACAAAAUCUUUCGUGCUUUGGAAAAGACGCGUGUGAGUCGCAUUCUUAUGGAUUUAUAUGGUGAAAUCAAAAGGAAUGGUAAUCAGCGAUCGCUGCGCAUCUGCCUGAAUCUUUUUUCUUAUUAUGCGCCGCAAAUCAAGGAGAAACACAUCAAAUGGUAUGCCGUGCGUCUCUUGCAAUGCAUGUCUAUAAUGUCGCAGCGAAAGGAGACGCUGCUCCAGGAGACACUCUGCGAUUUUGUCAAAUAUUUUGGACGCUAUGUACAGCAGGGCCUCAACGAUAGUGAAACGUACACCUUGUUUGAGACAUUCCUGGGCAACAUUAGCGCGGAUUGUGCGGUGAAGCGUCGCUGUUCGGCCCAAAAUUGCAUCAGUUUGAUAGAGCAUGCGCGCAAUAGAAGUCUGAUGGCCAGGCAUGGACUGAACAAAGUGAUUGAAAUGCUGCUGACGGAUCAGCAAACGAGCUGCGUGCUUGGCGCCUUGGGUUUGUUGCGUCUGCUGCUGCCACAACUCAUACGGGGCUACUCAACUGAUUGCCAGGAUGAUGGCGACUCCUUGGCGGAUGCAGGGCAACAAAAACAACAACAACAGCAGCUGUCUGUAACGUCCGAGUGUCGACAAAUUAUUGAAAUUUAUGAUUAUUGUUUGCACCUGCUGAGCACGCAGCAGACAACGAAUCACGCCAUCAUAAAUGCCGCACUGGAGGUCAUCAAUGGCAUACUCCAGGCACUGGAUGCUGCCACAAGCUCAACAAUGGCAACAGGGCGGCAACAGCAGCGGAGCGAGAAGAGUCUUGGACAAAGUUUGCGCCAACUGCUGUGCAAUCAACAACUGGAGCACAAUGAGUAUUUGCGGCGAAGGAAAUCAUUAAAAAAUCAAAUAUUCCAAUUGAAAAAUUACGAACUGGGGGCAAGUCAACAACAGCAACUGCAGCAGGCGGCAGUGGCAACAUCACGACAAAUGCAAAUGCAAAAGAAUUCAAAUGCCAAACUGCAGCAGCAAAAGUGUCAACAGCAACAACAACAACAACAACAACAACGAGAUGCAGAUGGAGAAGAUGAACUACAAAGUGGCAGCAACUUGCUGCAAGUCGUGGGAAUUAAUGCGGUAGCUGAUGAUGCUGAUACCGAGAAAGAUGCUGCACCGAGUUCCGUUGCUGAUGAAGACAAAAAAGCAACGCGACGUCAUAUUAGAAAUGCGGCACGCAGCAUUAGCGAAUGUGUUGCAAACAGCGCAUCGGACGAUGAAGAGGAGCAACAACAAAAUGUCGAGGAUGAUGCUGACGAUGACAUGGAGCUGUUGAGCGUCAUUGCAGAUGAUGAGUACGAUGGCUUUACAACGCUGUCGCAACUAAAUGAAGUACAACAGACUAUGCCAUCAACAGCAGCAGCAGCAGCAACAACAAUUGAUAAACCGAUUGAUGCCGAAAAUGCUACGUCAUCGUCUAAAUUUCAGGCCGUGCAACAUCAGAGCUCGUUGCAGAAUCUGCUUGCCAGUGGCAGCGAUGACAGAUCCCAGCAUUUGAGUGACAUCGACAAUGAAUCCUUCAACAGCAUCGAUUUCGAUGCGGAAAUAACAAUUGCUGGCAUCAGGGAGCAGCAGACAGCAACAACAGCAGCAACAACAGCAGCAACAACAGCAGCAACAACAACGACAACCGCAACAAUAGAGUCAACAAAAUCAGAUUCAAUGCCAGAUGAGACAACAACAAUUGGCACAUUCUUCAACAAUUUGUUGUCCCAUUCAAAUGCAGCCUCGGAGUCGGUCAGUAAGCUCUUUCGUCAAUCAAGUGGCCCCAAAUCCACGCCUGCCAAGUCGACGCCAGCCACUGAUAAAUCGGAUGCCGCAUCGAUGGCAUCCCUGACGCUCUCCUUGAGCUCCUUGGCCAGCAGCAGUGCGACAGGAGGAGGCGCCCACCAAGAGCGUCAGCCUUCGAUAGUCGAAACGCCCACACCGGUGGAGGAGUCCAUCUCGGCCAGUGCCUCCUACACAGCAUCCACGGCACUCUUGAUGGAUGCGCCACCGACGAUUGCUGUGGAUGAGUCUGAAAUGGAGCCACAGCUGCGUCGCACACCGAAUGCUAAUCCCUUUCUGACGGAGAACUCACCACUAAAGCAAACGAUUUUGGGCCAUGCACUAAUCAGCAUUAAAAUUGGCAGCAUUCUGGAGCAAUCCCUGGUCUACUACACCUCACGUCUUCUCGCCGCACGUUUCCUUCUCAGCGGACGUGCGGCAGGAUUGCAACCGGACAGUGUCAGCCGUGUGUCCAUCAAGAGUCUAUCCCUGACAGUGAUUGCGCAUUGUGUGCGUCUUGUGCCACGUGUGUUGCAGCUGCCACUGGAGAUCAGCGCACAGGAGUUGCAGCUACUUACGGAGGCAACUUGUGGCAGCAGCGGUAACAGCACCCAAGCUUCCAGUCCACAGAGCAGCGACAACUCGCAGCUCAGCGAGGGAUUGGCUCAAUCUAUGACGGGAUCAUUGCUGCAGUCGAUUGAUGGCGACAAUCAGCUGCUGCUGGACAUUAAGGAUGAUCAUUUUGGACCCAGCACCUGCCCCGCUUACUUGCAACAAUCGCCUACGCUUAGUCGUAGUGCUGAUGCCGCCCUGUUGCAAUGCCAACUGGAAGCGAGGCGACAUUCCAACACCCAGAAACCCAAUCCUGCCGAGACUAAACUAUCCCGAUCGGAGAUCAUUGGCAGCUCUUAUCGCAUCACAAUUGCAUCAGAGGAUGCACCACCGUUGGCCUUGCCACCGCGUCCCCCCAAGCGCACCAAAUCGCUACGCAAUCGGCCCCAACCGGCUGGCAAUGUGGCAAGUGUUGUGCCCACACCCAUAACGGCUGCCGGCUGCCAGGCGUUGUCGGAUGUGCUGCUUUUUCACGCUCACUGUGAUCCCAUUUUGCGUGGCGGCGUUCAACAAAUUGUGGGCAGCUUUGUGCUGGCAACUGGCGCCGGUCGCUGCCUCCAGUUGCAGCAACGCCUCAGCCUGCCGCAUUUGCUGGCCAUUUUGUUGAAGGGCUUUGAGGACGAGAUACACACAGUGGUCAUACAAGCGUUGAAUGCAUUCGAUAAGAUAUUUCCGCAUGUGGUGUCCAAAUAUUUGACAGUGCCGCCAUGUCAUUAUCAUGCUUAUCAGAAACGACAGCAGAUGCAGCAAGAGGAGCAAAAGCAGCAGCCAAGUGGACAACAAAAGGGUCCUGGCCAGGGCCAAACAUUUGGCCAACAAACUUUUACAAAGAAUCUGGAUAAUGCCUUAAGCAGUCAGCAGCAGCAGCAGGAGCAGCAACAGCAGCAGGAGCAACAAUGGCACUCUAACGAUGACAACUUAAGGGCAGACGAGGCCAGGAUAUGUGCCAGGUCUUGUACAGCCACUGAUAAUGAUGAGCUGCUCGUUGGCCUUUUGAAUGAUUUUCAAUUGCAAUCGAAUCGUAUGCAGCACAGCAGCAGCAACAACAACAACAACAGCAACGACAACGACUACCAAUUUAAUGAGCCUGGUCCAUGUUGCGUGUUUGCAAUUUCACCGAAAUUGCUCUUGAACAAACUUCGACUGUGUCAUUACAAUAAAUAUUGGUUGGUCCAGAAUAAAUAUGCCGAAGUUAUAUCCAAUUUGAAUUACAUACUACUGCGUUCCUACUACGCAAAUUUCGACAGUGCCUUUGGCAACAGCAACAACAACAAUGUUGGCCAUGAGAAAGAUAAGCGGCAGAAUGAUAUGCCUGACGCCUGCAACUGGAAGGAGGCGGCUUACAGCAAGGACAUUGUCUGCACUUAUGAGGCUCAAUUCCUGGACGAACUUCUGCAUCUGCUGGGCGAUGAUGAUGCACGUGUACGUGAACAUGCCGCCUGCUGUUUGUGCCGCUUUAUAAUGCAAACGGCGCGCCAGCAACAACAACAACAACAACAGCCAAUGGUGGCAGCAACAAGGAUUGAGGAAGGCAGCAGCAGCAACAGCAACAACAACAGCAACAGCAAUAUCAGCUCAACUGAAACUCAACAAACUAAUUUCAAUUUGCUUUGGGAUUUUUUCGACUAUCGCAUAUUUGGCAGCAUGUCCGUGACGUUGCGUAAUUUAUUCCGGCCAAGCUCAACGAUUACUCCACCAAUGUCUGUGGAUGCCGGAGAGCAUAGUCAUGGCUCAACAGAAGCCAUUGGACCAGGAGGAGGAAUAGCUGGUGUAGGUGCAGCCGCCUCGUUGUCGGCCUACUUUGAUGGCAGUUACAACGUUGGCAAUACCAACGGCAUCUCGGAUGGUUAUGUUUUUGCUUUUGGUUCUCAACGUCAAAUUGCGCAAGAGGAAAAAGUUUUGGCCAAAGUUUUGUAUCGCAUGACAAAUAAAUUGAUGACGCUGAAUGAUAAAAAUAUGCAGUUUGGCAUAAUUUACGCUCUGCGUCUGCUGUUGAAACACUUUAAUUUUGUGGACUAUCAACAGGCGUGGAAGGAAUUCAAUUUCAUAGAAAUUUGCAUGAGCUACGCCUACUACAACAGUGCCACAGCUGCGGACUUGAAUUGUCAGAACGAUUUGAUUGAUGUGAUGGCCAAACUAAUGGCAGGUGGCAUGCUGAGCAGCGGCGAGUUGUUGCCCACAGCCCAGCUGGACUUUCUGCUGCGUCACAGCGUCAAGCUGCUGAACAUCUACUAUCAUCUGGUGUGCAAUCAACGACCGUUGCAGCCCAAUAGCUCCAAGAUGGCCAAGACGGGCAGCAAGAGUGAGCUCUUUACGCUGAACAGCAACGCCAGGGAGUUGGCAAUGAUGCAGGCGCUGGGUUACUUUGCCAGCGAUUACGUUUACAUGAAACUUUACAACAUUUUAAGAGGUGCUAAUGACAGCUACAAGAUAACCAUAAAUCAUGAGGCUGGCGGCUUAUUAAUUUGCCUGCUGAAGAGCUGCCUCAAUGCAUUGAGCUUCUGUCUGGAGGCACUACCACCACCGGCGGCCGCAACGUUGGCAACACCAUCCUCGCCAGCGUUGAAAUUAAUUGAAGAAAUACUACAGUAUUUGACCAAGCUCAUAAAUUAUGCGCCCGGCGAGUGCGUUGCAUGUCUGCGGCAACUGUUGAAAUAUUUAUUUGGCCAAAAUUAUGCAAGCGAAGUGCAAAGGCAGCCCAAUGGCUACCAUGCCACAUUUGUUCGUCCCUAUUUUGCGGCCAAACGUGGCAGCAUUACAACGGACGCGCCAUUGUUGCCAGCAGCUUCAAUGAACCCAGAAACGACAACAACAGCAACAACAGCAACAACAACAUCGAUGCAAGAACUAAUUGCAAUGGCCAACGUAUCGCCUGCAGCCCUGGGCACGCUAUUUGUGCAGGGCAUGCAGGUGGGAUCCCCGCCGGCAGGUGACUGUGUCCGGCUUAUAAAGCUAUUCGAGCCGCUGGUCAUCUACUGUUUGACGCUCUUUAUGAAAUCGAAUUCACUGAUACAGGCACCCAUAUUGAAGUUGCUAUCACAACUGCUCGAUCUUAAUGUCACCUACAGCAUUCUGGACUCGAAAAGCGUUAUAUUUGAACAAAUAUUAAACAAUCUGGAUCUCAUUGAAUGCGGCAUAGAUAGAAAUGCCUGCAUUAUUGUGCCGGCCGUGCUGCAAUUUCUAAUGCAGUUGACCCACAAGAGCGACCGCCAGUUGAUAACCAUACCGAAGAUUAUAAGCAUUACCAACAACUUGUUGGCCAAUGGAGCAGUGCGAGAAGUGGCAUUGUUAGCUUUGAAAACACUUAGCUAUGAGUUGUUCUUUAUGCACAGUCCAAUUGAGAAGAAUCUGGACGAUGCUUGCGAGGAUGGGGCAGAACUUGACAAGUGCCAGAGUCCGCUGACCGUUGUGGCCACACAGGACACAAGGGAGGCAUUGUUGGUGCAACGGCGCGAAUUGGACACACAGAAGGAAGUUGUUCUUGGCAUGCUGGAGAAGUUUAUUGAUGCACGCGCUGUUCAGCAGUUGUUGGCCCUGUUGCUGCUAUACGAGCGUAGCAUGCAACAGCUGGAUGCCCCCGCCUAUCUGAGUGCACAGGAUGCGAAUGUCGUUUAUGGGCUGCUCUGUCGCUCGUUCGGCUCGGGACAAUUGCGAUUGCACACAUUUGGAGAUCUGCGACUGCUCGAAAGCUGCUUUCGCAACAAUGGCAACUAUGUGUUGGCCGGCAGCAAGGAAUUUCUGCAAUUGCUGCAGCUAUUUAUUGAACAGGAUGUGGGCAAGUUUGGUGAUUUAGCGCUGGCAAUGAUUACGCUGGCAAAUGUAAUCCUUAAAACUGAAGAAAUUUAUCUGUUGAAUCACAUAAAACUUUAUUUGAAAAAUAAUCCAACGGCCGCCGCAGCAGCCGCCAAAGCAGCAGCAACAACAACUACUACUGGAGUGGAAAGGAUACAGUGGCAGGAUGAAGCACCUUCGACAUCUUCGGCAGCUGCCGCCGCCAGAGCCGCCACCUCAUCGAGAGCCUCCUCGUCCCGUUCCCCGAUUAGUGAAAUUAACUACUUUGCCAAAGUUCUGAGCGAGAAGCUGCUCGGCUGUCUGGAUGCUGUACUUGGCACUGACUCUGCCCCUGGCUCAUCGUCCUCUGUCGCUGGCCACGCCUACUGCCAGCUGGCCUCUCGAUUCGUUAACGCGCUGCACAAUGUUUGCUGUCGCUCACGGCACAAGGAUGCGCUGCAAUCAGUUUUUCGUUUGGUUUUGGCCGAAUCUGAAUUUCUCUGUAAAUACUACAAUUUACUGCUGAUGAGUGUCGAGGGUGGCGCCGCUGGAGAGGCCCUGGAACCGGUGCUCUUGGCCUGCCUGCAACUAUUGCUCUCCAUGCGUAUGCUGGAGCCCAUGGUAUUGUUGGCCCAGGCGGCAGAGUUGCCGCUGAAGUGGAGCCUGCAACGUGCGAUGCUGGACGAAGUUUGUCGUGCAAGUGCGGCACACGAUUGGAGUCCGCAACAAGUGCGCCGGCUCUGCGAUGGCAAGUAUCUGAAUUUCCUAAUUGCUGACCACUUCGAAUUCCUUUGCGAGCUCUGCCAAGUGCGUCCCGAGUGCGGCUCAUUAUUGCAAGCGUCGCUGCUUCGCAAUGCCUCCAAGUUGAAUAAGCACUCGAUACACAGCAUCUUGCGUCUCCUGUGCCGCCUUUGCGAGCAUCGGGAUUCAGUUGGAGGUGGAUCUGGCGAUGGUGAUGGCGAUGUCGGUGCACCUUCCUCGUUGCAGGCCCUACAGCUGCUGAGUCGACUCCAUCAGUUGCAUGGCGGUCAACGUGCUAUGCAGUUGCCCAUGGAGCGACUGGCACGACGAUUGGCGGCCCAAAGCGACCCUGCGGCCAGGAACGCCAUCUAUGAGAGGCUGCUUCAAGGCGAACUCGCCGGUGAUGACGACCAGGACGAGCUGCGUACAAUGCUGCUAAAGGACCUUGAGUGCCCGCAGGACAAUGGAGCUGCCUCGCCGCCGCGCAUAAUUGAUGAGAGCUGGCUUUUUGGUCAGCUAAUCAAAUUUGCCACACAGCAUGCGGAUGCGCCACAACAGCAACAGCAGCUGAUGCGUUUGCUGCUCGACAUUCAAUCGGAGGCAAAGUUGCAGCGAUUGUUGCGUAGUCUCGGUUCGUUGCAGGAGUCGCGUCUGUUGCGACACGCACUGGAUGGGGCACUGUCAUCGAUGGUGGCGAACUUUCGGCAAAAGUGCAUUCAACAUGCACCGCACAUUAACUACAUGCAACUGCCGCCGCUGGCGCGUGUCGCCUGUGCGUCGCUCAUGUCACGGGUGUCGAAUGCAAAGCAAAUCGAUGCAGACGAUGCGGAGCAGUUGCAUGUGGCACGGGCACUGACCACGUUGAUGCUUGCCAUAAGGAACCUCGAGCAAAUGGCGCUCAUCUACAUUGAUGCCCGGCACAUUGAAAAGUUUGUCGGUGAGCAUUUGCUGCGCCAGGAGCAGCUGCCAUCGAUGCUCUCUUAUAUGCGCUGCUUGGCCAACGCCUCGAGGCAAGUGCUGCAAACAGAACAUGGUCUUGCCACUGACCAGGAUGGGUUGAACGUGCUGUUUGGCUGCCUCGAUGCGUUGUUGCAACAGCCACGUAUCUGGUGGGCACUCAACUCUAGCUGCGAUGCUGCAUUGCGAGCUGAAUUGCUGGAGGUUGUGGUGCUCACAGCACGCCGCAUGCUGCAGGAUACAAUUUUCUAUCAACGACAUCGCCUGCAUGGUGCACAGUCGGCACCCCAGGCUAUUUUCCUUGCCAAAUUGAUUGAAACGCAAAUUGAUAUGGAGUCCUGGCAAAAGGGCUCAGCUGCCGAUGAAUUUGGUCGGCAGGAGUUGGCCCAGUUUCAAGUGCCGCUGUCGCUUAUCGCCUCCAUUGGCACCUCGUUGUUGCGCACACACGAAUUCUAUGCCUAUGCCGUGACGCCCUAUGAACUCAUACAGCAGCAGCAACAGGCGACAGCAACUGUUGCCAGCGGCAGUGGCAAGUUGCCCACAAUACCAGUAGAUAGUCUCAGUGAUGUUGAUGUCCUGCGUCAGUUUGUCAAACGGCUAUCCAUUUUUGGCUAUACAACACGACAGCAAUUCGAGGAAUAUUUUAUGACGUUUCUGCUGCUGAUCAAUAAACUGUACGAUGAGCAUAUGGUCGAUCAACAAGAGCAAUUUCAGAUCAAGCAGGUCUGCCUGCAGGCCAUUAUGGAACUUUUAACGACUUAUAAAACUUUUCCCAUUGUCGGACAUGGAAACAGUCAGUUCUUUCACACGACUCGUUGGCAGCGCAUCAAUUGUGACACCAUUAGUUUGAAGAAACUGCAUAAGGUGCAGCUGCUUGUCGAUGCAUCGUGCAACGUCUUCUAUCAUGCCAAUCUGGAACGUCAGUCGAGGCAGAACAAUGUGAUUGGCACACGCAACUUUGCGGCCAAUCAAUGCGAUCUCAAUUUCAGUUGGGCUCAAAUGGAAGCAUACGCACUGCCCCCAUCGCCUGCCACCCCCGAUGCGUCGGAUGAGGCAGAUGUGGCUGCCACCGAGUCAAGCAAACAGCGAAGGCAAUCCAGUAACAGCAACAGCAACGGCAACAUGACUGACACCACCUGGCGCAACUAUAGUCACUUUGUGCAACUAUCGGGCAUUGACUUUCGCAGCAGCAUGCAGCUCGUUUUCGAUGUGUUGCAACAGAUGAUCGAGCAAAAUCAAAUACUGGUGCUGCCAAACUUGGUAAAGUUUAGCGAAAUCUGCGAGAGUCGUGAUCAAAUCAAGUGGAUUAAGGAGCGCACAAUGCGACUGCAGGAACAAAUUGCCAUGGACGAUACGAUAUCACAUCAGCAUAUAAUCUACUUACUGUGCCGCACUCAGGCACUCCUGAUGCCCAGCCACGGGGAGUUGCAACACUUGGCCUCGCUGAUUGGUAACGUCUAUCUGAAGAGCUCACAUUGCUUCAUACGCAUUGCGGCACUCCAGGGUCUACUCUGUCUAUUAGAAUGUUGCAGCAGAACCAACACGGCUAUGGGAAAGCUCAGCGAUGAGCUCACAUUGUUGCGUGACUUAAUUGUGGGCUAUAUCAAUCGUCAUGGCAUCAUUGAUGAAAGCCCUCUGCAGUUCAGCGAUGAGCAUACGAAACUGGUGUGGACGCUCAAUUACAGCCUGAUCGAGUGGACAUCGAAAUUUGUGCCCCAAUGUCAUUUGCUAUCGAAUACGAUAAUUGCGGCCAGCAAUUUCCUAAAGAAGACCCACAAUGAGGAUCUCUAUUUAUGUGUGCUGCAUGGUCUCGAGCGCAUGGUGGUCAACAGCGGCAAUGGGAGUGCAGCGCCUACCACAGCUGAGGCAGCCGGAAGUGGCUCGUUGCGUGGUGUCGGAGCGGUCGCUGACUCUGGAUGCGGUGGCGGUGGUGGUGGAGGUGGUGGUGGAGUUGUGGUCACACCACAGUUGCGACAUAAAAUUGAAAAACUUGCGCUCGAAUUGCUGAAAAUGGAAAAUGAGAAAUUUUCAAUUCCGGCAUUGAAAUUGCUUUUGUCCUGCAUGUAUGUGGGCUCUGCUGCGCAGCUGGAGAACACGGAGCUAUCGAAUGGCAUUGUGCAGGACGAUCCGGAGAUAAUCGCGCUGCAAAACGAUAAAGUCGAUAUACUUUUGCAUUGUAUUAAAUCAUCGAGUCGAGACGCCGCAUGGAUUUAUGGACAAGUACUGUGCCAAAUUAUACGUGAUUUAGUGCCACCGAAUGAAAUAUUGACGAAGGUCAUAAAGGAGUUUCUGGCCAUAAAUCAACCGCAUGGCGAUGUUAUUGCCACGAUUGUGUAUCAGGUGUUUCGCUCCGCUAUUGACUCAUCGUACCUGCAAAUGCUGCAGGACUGGUUAAUCUGUACGCUGCCAACGUUCCUGGCCCAGAAGGAGGAGCAAGGUGUCUGGGGUCUCAGCGUCAUCUUUUUAUCCGCUUCCAUAAAUCUGCAUUUGAUUAAACUAUUUCCGUUGGUGCUCGGCAUUGGUGUCUCGACAACGUCGGCGGCGGCGGCAGCAACAACAACAACAACAGCAACAACAACGGUACUAGGAAAAUUGGGUCAACACGAAAUUGCAUUGUUCGUGACAGCUGCACAAGAUUUCCAUGCGAAAUUGAGUGUCGAGCAGAAGCUGCGCUUUCGGGAGGCCUUUAAGAACUAUGAGCAGAGUCAAGUUUAUGCCGGGAUGUUGCAGCGUCUCUGAUAGCGAUAAGACCGUGCAGAACCUGGACCAGCGAAUCGGAUUUGGCCAACAAAACUUGCUCCCUGGACAAGCGCAAGCGUGAAUAACUAAUUGCGCUGGGCGCUAACAAAGUUCAAAGCGGAUGUCCUUCUACUUCUGUCCUCGCUCCUCAACCUCAAACUUCUUUAAUAGUUUGCGAAUUCAAAAUUAAUUUAUGGUUUACAUUAUGUGUAACUAAUAUUUAAAUUAUAGCCCCCUCUCACUUUCAGUCGCUCUCUCGCUCUGCAAACGCUUCAAACUUUAACGACCCGCAAUUAAUUCCUGAGACGUCCCCUGCCUGCUUUUAGAAUAUUGUGUUCUUGUCAGUUUUUCGUAAAGUUUUUCAUUUAUAUAUUAUGACUUGGCUUGUUAGUCCGGGUUAAAGUUGAGCCAGCGAGCGUCUAGUAGUCAUUAGUAUGCGGCCUAAUCAAUUGCUAGUUAAUUUCAUUAAAAAUUCCAUUAUGUUAAAUCAAAAAAAA